AUGGUGGGUAUGGUUGACAUCUUUGACACCUUUGACACCAAGUACGCCGGAAGACAUGGAGUCAGAACCCUGUACGUGGGCGGUGCACCUUCAACCGAAGGCAGCCAUAUAAGUUUGCAUCGGGGACCGAGUGGCGUUCUGCCCAUCGAGUUCGCUCACAGUGAGGGCCAUUCGCGUCGCGACGCGCUUGGCCUGGGGCGCCAGAUGGGCUUUGGUGGUCACCCAAGUGGGUUCGAACGAUACAUCAGAUGCCUGAGGGUGACUCAGCUGUCAUGCGGAUGCGAUGCAGGGCGGCUUUUGCUAAGUCGUGCGGGAUGGUGGGCAGUGGAUUUGAAGAUGGAGGCGGGCAAGUUGGUGGAUGGUGGGCGCCAACACCAUGCGAGCGAGGCGCUGAUGGCUGGAUGUGUGGUGGCCGAUGCGGGUGGGCGACUGGCUGGCAGCUGGGCCAGGGACCCUCCGCAGGUGUGGGAGGGGAGCAGGCAGAAAAUUCGAGGAGGAGGGGACCCACAGGAGCCCACCGUUUAUAGGUGA
Messenger RNA from Gaeumannomyces tritici R3-111a-1, 531 nucleotides. RefSeq lists its product as hypothetical. Lineage: Eukaryota; Fungi; Ascomycota; Sordariomycetes; Magnaporthales; Magnaporthaceae. Bases 1 to 531 code for a protein of 176 amino acids. The record is from RefSeq and is a predicted model, not a curated record. The transcript has 3 exons.